Molecule: messenger RNA, 5423 nt
Organism: Gambusia affinis (western mosquitofish)
Lineage: Eukaryota; Metazoa; Chordata; Actinopteri; Cyprinodontiformes; Poeciliidae
Gene: tmem115
Product: transmembrane protein 115
Exons: 3
Coding region: 1041-2204 (387 amino acids)
Biological process (GO): retrograde vesicle-mediated transport, Golgi to endoplasmic reticulum
Cellular component (GO): membrane; Golgi apparatus
Source: RefSeq, a predicted model, not a curated record
UUACCCAGCAUGCUCUGCUCCAAAGCAGUUACGUGACGUUUCCACAUCCAUUGCUGAUGACGGUGGUAAAUGGCUGGGAAGAGAAGUGUCUGCUAAAACAACAUUAUUUCGCCAGGCAGAUUUUCUAUCCAAAGGCAACAGAAUGAAGAAAUAAAGGAUAAGUGAUCCAACAGCCGGUAAAGUUUACCAGAAGCUUGUGGGGUUCUUCAACGCGUCUAGCUUUGUUUCCUGGGCCUGUUGCUAACGUCGGGAAAUCCUCGGGCUGACUCGACAGGCAAACACCGGGACAAGAGAGCAGCAGACCGAAGACUGGAGCUCCGGGCUGCUGCUUCACUACGACCAGGUUUCUCUGACACCAACUGGGUUUUCUCAUCUCCAGAGAAACUGUAUUGUCUUCAUACUUUGCGACGCACGUGAAUAAUCAUACCUGAAGGGUUAGUUUGACAGUUUGCCAGCAUUUAGCACUCCGGUGUUUACCAGCUAACAGAAGCGUCUCCUUAAAAGUAGACUGCUGGUUAUAUUUAUUUCAGUUUGAAAUAUACAUAUUUGACUUCAAGCACGUUCCAGAAAUUUGUUAGACAUUUGUCGGCUCGUUGUGCUACUACCUACAAAGUGAAGGUGGCUAGCUUAGUGGCUAAUUCUAAAAGCUGCCUAGCUGAGGUUAUCACAUACUUUGGGGCUUAUCUGCAAAGUUUGUUAGCUUGUUGAGCUGUAAAAUUAUGACUUUCUAUCAACGUUACCGUCUUUAGCUACAAAGAGUAUGUUAUAGCUUACUUUAUUUAACGGUAAAACGCCUGACGAGAAGUAUUUGAGAACCAAAGGCAGCUUUAUCCACAUUCUAGACUGCUACUGGAUGAAGGCUCACAGAAAAGCCUGGAUAUUGAUGUCGCCAGGACUCGCAGGUUUCUCCAGUUCUGCUUGUCAUUAUCUCUCCUCCAGCUACAUCUAGCAGCUGGCGCACCAGAACGAACUGACCCGCCUGUAAGCUCUCUCUUUGGGCUUAUUUGCUCAAGGAACACCCUCCUCCAAGCAGACUUAAAAUGAAUCGCUACCUCCCUGUGGCACGCCAGCACUUCCUGGCCGCGCUCGCGAGCACCAGCGUGGUGGUGAAAACCAUUAGCGCUGUGGUGGUCCUCCUCUACCUGCUGGCCUGGGCGGUUGACACUUCCUACGCGCUAGGCGUGACCCCUGGCUACCUGUUUCCUCCCAACUUCUGGGUGUGGACGCUGGUGACCCAUGGGCUGGUGGAGCAGCAUGUGUGGGGCGUGGCGGCCAGCGUGGGGACAGUCAUGGCCUGUGGGCGCCUCCUGGAGCCUCUGUGGGGUGCCCUGGAGCUCCUGAUCUUCUUCGCCGUGGUCAACGUGUCAGCGGGACUCCUGGCAGGGCUCUCCUACCUCCUCACCUACGUGGCCACGUUUGACCUGGACUUCCUGUUUGCUGUGCGCAUCUACGGAGCCGCCGGCUUCUUGGGAGGUGUCCUGGUGGCUCUGAAGCAGACCAUGGGGGACACCACGGUACUCAGAGUCCCACAGGUGAGACUCAAGGCUGCCCCGGCGUUGGUCCUCCUCCUCCUAGCCUUGCUGCGACUGUCCGGGCUGCUCGGCAGCUGCGCCCCGCUGGCUGCGUACAGCUACGGCGCGCUGUCCGGCUGGGUCUACCUGCGCUUCUACCAGAGACACAGCCGGGGCCGCGGGGACAUGUCCGACCACUUUGCCUUUGCCAGUUUCUUCCCUGAGGUGGUCCAGCCGGCGGUGGGGCUGCUCGCCGGUCUCGUGCACGCCGCCCUGGUGAAGAUAAAGGUGUGCAGGAAGAUGGUGAAGAGAUACGACGUGGGGGCGCCAUCCGCCAUAACGAUCAGUUUGCCAGGGACGGACCCCCAGGAUGCUGAGAGGCGGAGACAACUGGCCCUGAAAGCUCUGAACGAACGCCUAAAGCGAGUGGAGGACCAGUCCGCUUGGCCCAGCAUGGAUGACGAGGAAGAAGACGACGACGACGAGGUCCGAACCGACAGCCACCCGCUCCUCCCCGGUGGGCGCGAUGCCUCGUCCUCGGCACAGAGAACGUCUGGAGGGCCCUCAGGCACUUACUUGUCCUCCACCUCCCCAUCGCCGGCGUCACAGAGCGGCGGGACAGCGUCUCCAGGCGGAGUGCAACACCCCGAGUCCAGCAUCAUCACCUUCGAGGAUGCAAGCGCUAGGUCAUAGCAAGUGGAGCCUCUGGUGUAUGCAGAUGCACGCUCUCGUUGGUGUCACUGAGCAGUAUGCUAGUGCUUCACGCGUCCCUGGCUGGUAAUACACUCAGUAACGAUGAUUAGAUGUCGAUAUUUCACUCUACACAACAUCUGUGAUGAGCAACACAUGAAAUUGUGCUCUCACAAACUGUCUAAAGACUGCAAAGUGCUUUCAGUUCAGACAUGUUGGUCACAAAAGCUCAGUGCCGUUGGGCAAACCUAGUUCCUACUCUCCUUCCAACGUGCAACUGAGAAUUAAAAGAAAAUCUGUAUGUUAGGGCAACAUCCCGACUUGCAGAACUCUGAUCACUGCUACAUGUGUUUCACCUUCUUUCUGAAAUAACAAAAUCAUUGUGCAGAUCUCUUUUUCUAAGUCUUUUCAGAACAGACGUAUUUGUCGUUUUGCCUGCCUGCUACAAGAAAACGGUUGAUGACAAAGACGCAAGGUAAAAAUAUUUAUCCUUUAAGUGCAGACGAAGCUGCUUCUAGUGACACUUGCUGCUGGUGUGUUGGUUCCAUUUGGAACACCAGCUUUGUAACGAAGAGUAUGAACAGCGUCAAGGUAGUACCAACCUGCUGAACGGCGAUGCCAAGCUCAAAGACUUGAAGAAGUGCCAGAUGAUUCUCCAGAAACAUUUUGUUUCCCACAGAGAGAGAAAUGGAGCACAUUUUUAUUUUUCUCUGCUUUGCUUAAACAGUAGAAAAAAAACUUUAGUUUUUCUUCUUCUUCUGGUUCUGUUGGUCUCUAAAGGAAAUUAAAAGUUUGUUUUCUUUGAUCUAACAAGACGCGUUGGGCCUGUCGCACUGCUGAACGUUGUUCAACUCUUACACAUCCUGGGGUCUGUAGCUAUUUCAUUGUCUUAUAAUAUAAAGAGGUGGGCUAUGUCUUCACAUUUACUAAUGACACAACAGCUAAUGAUGCACAGGAGAAGUGCAGAAUAUAUGUUUUUGGUAUUAAUAAACAACAGUUUUAUGAUUUGUUAAUUUCAGUUCAUAUUUUGGAUUUUUAAAAAUUAUUUAAAUUUUUUUGCAAGUUUUACACAUUAAACCCCAUGCACACGUAGCUCCACUCCUACUGCCGCGUUGAUUUUUAUUCCCUGUGUCCGAAAAUCCCCUUGCUGGAACGUUUUUUUAUUUCUAAGCUCAAACGUGUAAGGCAGUUAACGAUUUUCCAACAUAAACUAAAUAGUUUUAUCAAUAUCAAAAUUAAGAAGUCCUUGCAGAUCAAUUUGUUCAAUUUCUUGGCAGUCGUUGCUGGAGAUGUCACAUUUUAUUGUGUGAGGGAAAAGAAUCAAUUACUUGGAGGUCUGAUGUUCCCCGUGUCCUUUUUGAUUAACGUCAUUAGCGGAUAGUGAAGUAGUGGAAGAUUGCUAGGAUGUCAAAUUGGUAUUAUAUAUAUAUAUAUAUAUAUAUAUAUAUAUAUAUAUUUAAGUUUAGUCACUUCAGUUGAGCUGAGACGAUAAAUUAGUUUUAAAGCUGCGCCAUGUCUUUUAUUUCCUAAUUAAUAUCCUAAUGUUCUUGUAAUUGGGGUGGGGGAAAUAAAAAGAAUCUUACCCCAAUUUGAGUGUGUCCUUUUAAACAAAUGCUGAAUGUUAAACUUAAUUAUGAUCUUGGUAUCUAAUACAGGUUUAACUUUUCACACAGUUUUCCCUCAUUGAAGAGAGGAUUUUGUCAUUGAUGACCCACUAGUUGCAAAAAAAGUCGGACAAACUAUUAUUGCCUAAAUUAAAUUCAGACGGGCAUGAGCCUCCCAAUGUAUUGAAGUAGAUGUUGGAGUGUGUUAGUUUGGCAGUUGUCUUGUGUUGUUCCAGUAUUUGUCUCUGAACAGAUUUACCACAAUUUUGCUUUCAAACAUAACGCAGAUGCACAAAAAAUUGUCAAAUUCUGACUUAAAGAGCACAAGGCUUUAGCAAAAGGACAAUAUACCUCUGGAUGGCCUCAAACAAAAAGAAAAAGAGAAAAGUCUCAACGUAGCCUGAUGUUAAGAAAAUGUUCUAAUGUGGCCGAAAUUGAAUAAUUUUACAAAGAGGAGGGGACCAAAAUUCCUCUGUUGUGGAUUAUCACAAAUGACACAACUAGCUAUUAGGUUUAGGGAGCAUUUACUUUUUCCGCAUAGAGCCACGUUGGUUUGGAUAAGCUUUUACCCCUCCCUAAUAAAUAAAAUCCUCUUUUAAAAACUGUUUAUAUUGAUGUCAAGUAUCUAAAAUUAAAAUUGCUUUUUAAGAUCCAAAACCUGCAAGUGUGACAGGAAAGUAAAAGCAGAAGAAAUCAAUUCUGGGAGAAGUACUGUUGCAGCUUUGUACAAACCAGAAAUGAACAAGAGCCUGCGUCUAGAAAAACAAACUUUGCCUGGAACGUCCUGAAUCUAACUUCAGGGUGAGGGUAUACAUUUGAUCAUCUGUCAAAAUGAUUACUAGUAACCAAUAUUUGUUAAAAAUACUUAAUUUUUUUUACAUACCAGGAUUUACUGAUUUUAUACUUUUUACAAACAAAAAACCCGAUGUCAUAGUGUCAAAUUUAUCUGCCAGCUCACUUCUGCUUUUAUGUUGUAAUUGAAAAACAGCAGAAGAGUAAAACGCACUGUCACUGUUUAUGAAAUAGCUGAAGAUAAGGGUUUAUAGACUGAUCCUAGUUAACUUGGUUUCACCCAAUCCUUGUUCUGUUUCAGAUCGUAUUGAGAAGACAAAAAAUACUGUUUUGUCCCAAAUAGAAAAUUGAUUACCAACAUAAAAAACCAAAAUAAUAUUGAACAUCGGAUUGUUUAAUAUAAUACUACAUAUGAGUUAUAGUGGAUAAAGUGCCUAUUGCUCUCAAUUAUAAAGACUCGUCUGGAUGUGUGAAUUAUAACUUGUCAAAUCUUCCAGGCACCAUUCAAAGAAUGUUUUUCUUUUCCUUUCUUGGCUAAAACUGAUGAUAUUAGUCUUCAUGACUCACUUGUGGAAAGUGUCAUUUUUUUCUCCCCUAAGGUUGUCAGAAAGUGUUUUUCUUUAUUUUCAUUUCCUAAAUGGUUUGGAGAAGUGUCAUUUUCCUUUCCUGUCUCUGUGUACGCUUCACCAGAAAUCUACUCUUUUCUAAAAAACAAACAAACAAAAAAGAACAGCCUCCUUUUCUCUCUCUAUGCUGUGAUACUUGUGUUUCGGUUUUUGAAUACAUUAUCUCACAAUUAAAUAAAAUAUGAUUGUAAGAAGUUUCA